GAGCAGCAGCCAAGAGACGGGCAACGGCGAGAGGAGAGUUUCGUGCUGGUCCGAGAGAGUUUGCAAGUGCUUGGCGACGAAGUGCGGCUCACCGACACACGCGAAGCCGACGAGAGCUCCCCCAAGCUGGCGAGCACCUUUGCAGAACUGCGGGGGGACCCGGAACAGGCGGCAGGGCUGCGCAAGGAUAUCCGCAGCUACAAAAGGGUCAAGGAUCGCGUCCGUGGGACGGUGCAUCAGGCCUGGGCUAUGCAGCAAAGGCUGCAGCCUUGUGUUGGCGGCGCUGGUGGUGCCGAGAGGGACUGUGUGCAGCAGCAUUGGGACGUUGCCUGCCCUGCGCGAGACUUCGCCCUCCUCCCUGCGUACUUGGGCGGGUUGGGCCUCGCCCAAGCUGCCCCUGCUACGGCUCCCGCUGCCGUUGGCACCGGCCUUGAGGUGAAGCGCCUGGCUGCGGACAGCGUUCGGACGCACUUGGUGGCCACCCUCGCCCGCCUCUGGGGCACUGGCGACUUCGUGUGCGAAGUCGGGCUCGCGCCGGGCCGCCGUGCUGCAGUGCCAAUUGUGCGUGUGCUUGAGCGGGCUGGCAACGGCGAGGCGAGGGCAUACCAGGGCAACCUGGGAGUCGUGGAGUGCAGGGAGGUUGUCCAAGGACUGCAAGUGCGCCUCGAUGAACUCCCGGGUCCCGGCUGCCAAGAAUUCGCCAAGGGCAACAACACCACGCUCUGCUAG
This is a messenger RNA of Symbiodinium necroappetens, 729 nucleotides long. NCBI's taxonomy places the organism in Eukaryota, Dinophyceae, Suessiales, Symbiodiniaceae. The record is from the annotation of a GenBank genome assembly.